Sebastes umbrosus (honeycomb rockfish) is the source of this 4754-nucleotide messenger RNA. RefSeq names its product mitogen-activated protein kinase kinase 6 (gene map2k6). Gene Ontology annotation, biological process: MAPK cascade; protein phosphorylation. The transcript is spliced from 12 exons. The coding region runs from base 405 to 1478 and encodes 357 amino acids. The record is from RefSeq and is a predicted model, not a curated record. NCBI's taxonomy places the organism in Eukaryota, Metazoa, Chordata, Actinopteri, Perciformes, Sebastidae. Gene Ontology annotation, molecular function: MAP kinase kinase activity; ATP binding.
UGCCGUCCUCCACAGAUCUAGAGUGUAAAUGUAAAAAACAAAGCACUGAGACAUAAAGAAGUCCUCUGCCUCAACUCAACGCUGUGAACUACAGCUCCCAUCAUGCAUUGCGCUCCAAGCAGGAAGAGCGUUGUCUCGCAGGAGGCUCACACUGAUCCAAGUUAGGAGCUUUCAGCUGCCAGCCUUGGCCCAUCAUGUAAGAGCUGCGGAGGAUUCUUUGCAGUGCAUUUGCAGAAUAACCUCCUUCCAGACGCCUGCAGGAGGCCGUGCACUGCAACCGUCGCUCUGUGCACGGACACGCACGCUGCGCACGCAAAAAGGCUCCAAGUGCAUGAAGAUCGAGGCUUGUAUUUUGCAUCUUUUGUUGCAAAAGCAAAGCCGCUGAAGCUCCAGUGCUCGGUGCGAUGGAGGGAGGGAGUGAGAAAGAAGGCAGCAAAGUCUUUUGUGCUUCCCCUCCCCCUCAUCAAAGCAAAGGGGAAAUGUCUCAGCCAAAGGGAGGUAAGAGGAAGCUCAAGCUCCCCAAGGAGGUGUUUGAGCAGCCUCCUCCCGCCGCAGUACCCCCCAGAGAUUUGGAUUCGAAAGCUUGUGUAACCAUCGGAGAGAAGAACUUCGAGGUGAAGGCGGAUGACCUGGAGCAGAUCUGCGAGCUCGGCCGAGGAGCGUACGGCGUGGUGGACAAGAUGAGGCACGUGCCCAGCGGCCUGAUCAUGGCUGUGAAGCGGAUUCGGGCCACAGUGAACACUCAGGAGCAGAAGAGGCUGCUGAUGGAUCUGGACAUCUCCAUGAGGACCGUGGACUGUUACUACACCGUCACCUUCUACGGAGCGCUGUUCAGAGAGGGCGACGUGUGGAUCUGCAUGGAGCUGAUGGACACCUCCCUCGACAAGUUCUACAAGCAGGUGAUCGAGAAGGGCAUGAGCAUCCCCGAGGACAUCCUGGGGAAGAUCGCCGUCUCGAUAGUAAAAGCUCUGGAGCAUCUGCACAGCAAUCUGCAAGUCAUCCACAGAGAUGUGAAGCCCUCCAACGUGCUGAUCAACACGCAGGGCCAGGUGAAGAUGUGCGAUUUCGGCAUCAGCGGCUACCUGGUCGACUCUGUGGCUAAAACCAUGGACGCUGGCUGCAAACCCUACAUGGCGCCGGAGAGGAUCAACCCCGAGACGAACCAGAAAGGCUACAGCGUCAAGUCUGACAUCUGGAGUUUAGGAAUCACCAUGAUCGAGCUCGCCAUCCUGCGCUUCCCGUACGACUCGUGGGGAACGCCGUUCCAGCAGCUGAAGCAGGUGGUGGAAGAACCUUCGCCCCAGCUUCCUGCCGACCAGUUCUCCCCCGACUUCGUGGACUUCUCCUCUCUGUGCUUAAAGAAAGUUUCCAAAGAGCGGCCGACUUACACAGAACUCAUGCAACAUCCCUUCUUCACCUCCCACGAGGCCAAAGAAACCGACGUGGCUACCUUUGUGAAAGUCAUCUUGGGGGACUGAGUCGUCGCCACACUCGCACAGGGACGGAGUGAAGAUCUGUUAUGAAGAGAAAAAAAAAUACAAAAAGCAACCAAUCACAGCCCCCCGUUACCUGCAGGACCCCCCGCACCCCCACCCUGCCUGCUCUCACCCCUCCCUCCAGAAACCGACGGAGCCCCGAGGAGAGGCUGGCGAAGCGGAGCGAGGAGUUUGUCCCCGCCCCCCCACCUGGCUCUCCAUGUCUCUCUGUACGUCACCUGACAUGGGAGGGGGGGUGGGGGCGACGGCGGCGGCCUCGCACCUAAUCUGGAAUAAUUUAACAUGUCUGUAUGCAAAACCACCCUCCCUACAUCUGUCCCACCUCCGUGCACCGCCUACUACUCAAACAUUCAGCGAGGCGACCGGUCGGCCCGUCGGCUCGUCGUUGUCACGGUCAAACUUCUUUUAGCUGAAGAGUGAAAAGAGGUGCAGAUUAUAUAUAUAUAUAUAUAAAAAAAAGAUGAAUGAUAUAAUGCUAUCUAUGUAUAAUCUAAAUGUUUGUAUACUCAAAGCAAGUGUUGCAUCGGUUUAUUAAUUGACUGCAUGUACAGAAUAUAUCUGAGGGUGAAAACAGGCUCAACGAGGAACAGUUGUAGAUUCAAGGCCCCUCCUAGUGGUCACUAACAGGUACUGCACCUCUACUGCUCUCCCCCUGAUCACAGCAGGUCGACACCUUUUGGGCUCUGGCUGCGUCUGUGUGUGUGUGCGUGUGUGUGCGUGCGUGUGUGUGUGUGUGUGUGUGUGUGCGCGCGCUUGUGUGUGCUUGUGUGUGUGCGUGGACGUUGUUGUGGGAGAAGAUUGCCCAUAUUCUCCUUGUUGUCUGUACUGAGCCAAUCACAACCCUCUCCACUCCGUGUUCAACAUGAAAAGAACUGGAUAUUAUUACUAUUAUUAUUAUUAUUAAUAUUAUAUUAAUUAUUGUUGUUAUUAUUUAGAUCCAGGUGCCCCCCCCCCCCAGACAUAUUUACUGCAGUUUCUCUUUAUUUAUUACAACUGCUGUUUUCCCUCUGGAGACGUUGAUCCAUCAGAGACGUCUCUCUCUCUCUCUCUGAGUGUUUGUUUUGUUUCUGUCGUGUUCUUCUUGGCUCAAACACGUAAAUGCUUUUAAACUGUAACUUGCCUUCUAUGUGCCUCUCUAUAGAACAGGAAUAUGUUGUUGUAGUCAGGAUGAUGCAGGGACACCUCUCCCAUCAUAUCCUCCCCCCUUCACGCUCACGCCGUCAUAAUUCCACUUCGUGUUUGCUUUCAUCACUUCCUCGCUUCUCUUUCUCGCGGUGGUUUCUGAUCGGCCGACGUAGAGCUCAGCUGACGCCUUCUAGUUGUUAUGCAAGUACUACUCUAAUGACAAACUUGAUACUGUAAGAGGCGGGAUGGCAGCGAUUUGUCACAGUGGGAUAAUUUACAUCAUCUUGUUGCCUAUAAAUAUUUUGUUACUGGGUUAUCACUUGAUUGUUUUCUGCGUUUGUGCCCGUCUGAAGUCCGUUAGCUUCGUUCUGUUAUGUUCAAGUUGUUUGACUUUAAAGGCUCAAUCUGUGAUUUACCAAACAAAAACAGUCUCACAGCAGUUUGUGAAAUAGUUCAUCUUUUUGAUUCGUGUACACGGACACCAAUUUAACUUUUUCUUCGUGACGCUCAGCACGCUUUCAACAACGUGUUUUUAGUGCGUUUUCAUGCAAAUGUCCAGCAACACAUGAUGCAUGUGUCAAUUUCCACUCCAGUCUUUCCAAAAUAAAACUACUCAGCUUAUCGACUUGGUUAGGAUUAGGCAACAAACUACUCAGUUAGGUUUAGGAAAGAUCGCGAUUUGAGUUGAAAUGACACCGGAAGUGGUGUAACUUAAGUACGGAAGUUACGUGACAAAUAAAUCAACUUUGACCUGUGGUUUCACGCGGGACAUGAACAGCGGUCUUCUGGGUGAAAGUCCAGAGUUUCUCUGCCUCGACUCAACGCUCCGCCUACAAAAUACCUCAUCAUGUUUUCUAACAGAAAAGGGCUCUAUAUUCUCUUUUAUCUCUGUUUUUGGUCUCCACCACCGACUCUUCUUUAGCUGCUAAAUGCUGCACUAUGUUCACCAGCUAGUCGCUAACUUUGUUUGUCUCCCGUUUGGUGCUAAACAGGAAGUGUAUUAGCUAUAGUUGGUAUAUCAGAACUUUGCUUGUUGAUGAGACCGAUGAGACUGAACCAAAACAGUAAAGUUUCAGAGCUGCAAAACCAAAACAAAGAGCUAAAAGAUGCUAAAACGCUCAGCAGAGUCAGAUGAUCUCUGUGGGUUUGUCAUUUGAGCCUUUGUUAAUAUAAAAAUAUUGAUUAGUGCAGCUUUAAGAAAUAGUUUUCUGAUGGCUCUUUUAACACGGCACAAAAAUAACCGGAUCAAUUUCUAAUCAUUUUCUUCAUCAUUAAAGCAACUUUGUGUACAACUUGAAUAUUUUUACCAUAGACGACAUCUUCAAAGACAGUAAAUAUAGUUGUAAUACACAAAACGAUUACAGAUUGGGCCUUUAACAGACUACAGCAGGUUGUUCUCUCUGUGGUUCAGUACCUUCAUGAGCAUUUUUUAUUUCUUGAGAAUAUUAUAUUCUGUUUUGUCGCUGUUCAAAACAAUCUCCUCCUUUUAUCCUCAGUCCAGUCCGCUCUGUCGUUUAAACGUGUUCACCAGUGAGUUUCCUGUUUUGUAGCAGACUUAACUUUCCUUUCACCCUUCACACCGUAAUCUGCUCCCUGCUGGGCUCAGGUCCCACGGCCUGUCGCUCGCUGUCCGCCAGGUAAAGCUCCUUAAAGCUCCUCACUAACAACUCAAACGUCUGGCCCAUAAACCAUCUCCCUCCUCCUCCGUUAGUUCCUCCCAUCACGUUUCACCACAGCCGGCUCUGCUGAAAGCAGAUGACACACGGUGGAUGUGAUUGCGUUUUACUUUCCUAACUCUUCCUUCGUAGUGAAGUUGAGUCAGAGGCGGCUGUCUGUCAGACAGAGCUCUUCGCCAGCCAGCCGCCGUAUUGAGGACGUUAAGGGCUCCCUCACUAGUGUGUUUCUGUGUCACAGAUGGAAAUCUACUCUUGAGAAACUCUAAUUGCAGUUAGUGUUCUUAUUGAAUGAUGAAAUUCAAGUCAGCAGAGUGAAAAGGUCAUUUAGGUGCAGCAAUAUGGAGGACGGAACCUGCCAAAAUUUCAAAUAAAAGAAUAAAUAAAUGACUCAAUAAAUAAAUAAAUGUUGUUAAAUUUAGCAAAAAUAUUUAACUUGCUUUUUUGUAUUAAUUCCCUU